UGACAGUUGACACUGAUUAUGAGUAGUAAAACUUCUAAAUAUUGUUUUUAUUUUUUAGUUUUUUUUUAAAUACUACAUAAUUUAUAAAUUAUUUAAGCCUUGUCAAAAUCAAGACGAUAUCCACAAUAUUACAUUUAAAAUGGUUGAGGAGUCCAAUUCAAAUUUAAACAAGUCCAAGACCAAAACAACACGUCCAAAAGCCGUAUACUUGUGGUCAGAAGCAGAUGUUCAGAAAUGGUUACGACGACAUUGCAGUGACUAUUACAAUAUGUACUGGGAGAGAUUUCAUGAGCACGACAUCACAGGCAGGGCUUUAGUUCGGAUAAAUGAUAACACAUUACUAAGAAUGGGAAUCAUAAAUAAGGAGCAUCGGGAGGCUAUCUGGCGAGAAAUAUUAAAGUUGAGGCUUAAGACUGAUAUUGUAGAAAUAAGGGAUUUGGAACGGAGACAUUACUAUUUCAACUAUGAUUUGUGACAAAAGGAUUCAUAAGUCUUCGGACUUUGAAAGACCUUAUUGUGGUCUCAAAAUGGGCUUAUGAUCAAUAAUUGUGAUAUUACAUUAGUCUAGAAGAUAAUUUUAAAAUGUAUUUUAAUCCAUGAUGUUUAAGAUGAUGGCUUGUUGUUUAUUUAUCUAAGUGUAGCUUUCUUUAGACUUAUUACUUUAUAAUACCAUUUAUUUAAUACUUAAUAAAAUUAUAAAACUUUU
This is a messenger RNA of Danaus plexippus (monarch butterfly), 706 nucleotides long. RefSeq names its product protein aveugle (gene ave). The record is from RefSeq and is a predicted model, not a curated record. Gene Ontology annotation, cellular component: cytoplasmic side of plasma membrane. The transcript is spliced from 3 exons. Bases 140 to 475 code for a protein of 111 amino acids. Lineage: Eukaryota; Metazoa; Arthropoda; Insecta; Lepidoptera; Nymphalidae. Gene Ontology annotation, molecular function: protein binding. Gene Ontology annotation, biological process: cell surface receptor protein tyrosine kinase signaling pathway.